Molecule: messenger RNA, 1236 nt
Organism: Rangifer tarandus platyrhynchus (Svalbard reindeer)
Lineage: Eukaryota; Metazoa; Chordata; Mammalia; Artiodactyla; Cervidae
Source: the annotation of a GenBank genome assembly
AUGGAUCGUCAGCGGCCUGCGCGGCUGUCGCAUGCGAGAUUUUCGAAGAACCAUGCAGGAAGAACACAUUCCAUGAAAGAUAAAGCGGGGCAGAUGCACAAGCCUCUGGAUGUAUUUGAUUUUCCUGAUGAUUCUCGGUUCUCAAGACUCAGCGGGCUGGGCGAAAAUGAGAAAGAUGAAGACUCAUAUGAAACCUUUGACCCUCCUCUACACAGCACGGCUAUAUAUGCUGAUGAGGAAGAAUUCUCCAAGCACUGCGGGUCACAUCUCCCCUCAAUUCCUCAAGAAAAAGAAGCAGAGAGAAGUUCAGACACUUCUGAAAUUGAAGCAAGUGAAAACGAGUCUAUAAAGAUUAGUGCCAAAAAGCCAAGAAGAAAACUCAAGCCCAUCAGUGACGAAUCUGAAAGCCCUGAAGAAAGUGAUGUAAGGAGAAAAGUUAAACCCACAGAGAACAUAAAUACACGGCAUGGAGCUGUUUCAGCUACAGCACUUCCAGAACUUUCAGAGAAACCAGCUGAAGCGGUCACUCUUCAGAAUACAGGACCCCAGAGUGCUGAGUCCUCUGCUGAGAAAGCAACGCUAGCCACAGAACGUCAGCUGAAAACUCAGAAGAAUAAGAUGUUUCCUGGCAAAAGGAAGAAACCAAGAAGUGACGCCACAGACUCAGAUACUUCCGACUGUGCACCUAUCUGGUGUUUAAAAGAAAAGAAAGCCAGUGACAUCAUGGAAUUAGAUGUGUUUUUGUCUGCAUUCGAGAACAUUCUCCUAGAGUAUGAACAGAAAAUAGACUCUCGAGUUUGUAAGGCAGCCAUCAACAAAUUUCAUUCUGAUUUGAAAGAAGAACUCAUCAAAAUGCUUCAAGACAUCCAGAUGUUGAAGACUCUGAAAAGGAAGAAUGCUAAGAUGAUCUCCGAUAUCGAAAAGAAAAGGCAGCAUUUGAUUGAAGCCCAGGAUGAAUUGCUUCGGGUAGAACCAGAGCUGAAACAACUACAAAUAAAGUAUGAGGAACUUCAGGAGAGAAAAGCUUCCCUUAGGAAGGCAGCAUAUUUCCUGUCCAAUCUCAAACAGCUUCAUCAAGAUUACUCAGAUGUUCAAGAGGAAGAACCAAGUGUAAAGGAAACAUAUGAUUCAUCCAGCCUUCCAGCUUUGCUGUUCAAAGCAAGACCCCUUUUAGGAGCUGAAAAUCAUCUGCAGAAUAUCAACUGUCAAUUAGAGAAGCUCCUUGACCAGAAAUGA